AUGAGCUCCAAAAUUCACUUCAAAGGGUCAGCCAUCUCAGCCUCUCUUCUCUCUAUAGGCCUCAAAGCCAAGGACCACAGGCCCUCAGACCAGGGACCAGAGCAUGUGCCACUCCCAGAGGCCAAUGCUGAAGCCAUCAGCUUCCUCAACUCCCUCCGGCUGGAGGAUAUGCAGAUACUCUUCUCUGAGACUCUGGCCAUAGUCUCAGACACAGGGGAGCCUCAGGGAGAGCUGAGCAUUGAAGUGCAGAAAGGGAAAUACAAAGGCCAGUCUGGCAUCAGGUCAUGCUGCCUCCUCGUGCACGCCUUCAGCCGAGGCUUCUUGGACAAAACAGCCUGCGGAAACUCCCUCCUGGGCUACCUCUCGGGGAAAUUGGAGCCCAUGGAACAACAUAGUCAUGAGUUCAUCAAGUUCCUCAUCCUUCCCAUGGAGCGGAAGAUAACUCUGCUGAAGCAGGGUGAUCAGCUGGCCGUGACCAGAAGUGUCAAGGAGGGUGAGGAUAUGAAGACUCAAAUGACAUUCUUCCCCUGGCGGUCAAUUGAGGGCUUCAUCUCCGAGGCUGCCAACCUGGUGCUGCUGAGGGUGAUGGCCUGGCAGCGGAAGGUGCCCAGCAAUGCCCGUUUCCUGGCCUUGGACACCGAGGGCAAACUCUGCUAUUCCACCUAUCAAGCCUUGGGCUUCCAGACGAUCCAGGUGGGCUACCAGCAGGCCGAAGUGUUCAUCGUGGAGCAGACCAUACACUCGGAUGAGGGCAUCCCCAUGUCCUGCCAGUUCUACCUGCUCUCCGAUGGGCAUCUGGCUAAGAGAGUUCAGGUGGGCUCCCCAGGGUGCUGCAUCAUCACCAAGAUGCCCAACUUGAGGGAGGAAGAUGAGAUUGAACCUCGCCCAGUGUUUGAGAAGAAGCCCCUGGUGUGGGAGGAGGACACGGAGCUGUACUCGAGGUUCCUGGACCGGAAGGAGGAGCUCCGACUGCGCCACACCGGCUACCUGCGACAGCACCCCGAGGCGCGAGCUCUCGUCUCCGACUUCCUGCUCUUCCUGCUGCUGCGCCAGCCCGACGACGUGGUCACCUUCGCCGCCGAGUACUUCGGCCCCUUCGAGGCGCGCCGCCCGCCGACUCCGGCCCUGCGCUCCUCCGAGCGGCCCAGCCCUUUCCGCCCGCUGGGGCCGGAGCUCGGCGCGGGCUCGGGGGCGCACUAGGCGGGGCCCCCCGGGCCUGGACCCGGCAGGAAGCGGAGGCGUCGGGGCUGGGACGCGGGCGCGCGCGCUUUCGCGGCUGCGGUUUGGGUGGGAAAAUCGGGGCCCUCCCGCGGCUCUGCCGUGCCAGCCAGGAUCUUCCCUGGCCAGCGUUUUG
This is a messenger RNA of Cynocephalus volans (Philippine flying lemur), 1354 nucleotides long. RefSeq names its product ciliogenesis associated TTC17 interacting protein (gene CATIP). Gene Ontology annotation, biological process: cilium organization; actin filament polymerization. The record is from RefSeq and is a predicted model, not a curated record. The transcript has 10 exons. Lineage: Eukaryota; Metazoa; Chordata; Mammalia; Dermoptera; Cynocephalidae. Bases 1 to 1200 code for a protein of 399 amino acids.